This is a messenger RNA of Archocentrus centrarchus (flier cichlid), 5336 nucleotides long. It is a transcript of the gene atf6b, whose product is annotated as activating transcription factor 6 beta. The record is from RefSeq and is a predicted model, not a curated record. The transcript is spliced from 17 exons. Gene Ontology annotation, cellular component: nucleus. Gene Ontology annotation, biological process: regulation of transcription by RNA polymerase II; endoplasmic reticulum unfolded protein response. Bases 233 to 2380 code for a protein of 715 amino acids. NCBI's taxonomy places the organism in Eukaryota, Metazoa, Chordata, Actinopteri, Cichliformes, Cichlidae. Gene Ontology annotation, molecular function: DNA-binding transcription factor activity, RNA polymerase II-specific; RNA polymerase II cis-regulatory region sequence-specific DNA binding.
CGUUUCCUUGUCCUGUCAUAGCGAAGCAAACGGGAAGGUUCUGUUUGUCGAGCGGAAACAGACGCUGGAUAUAAAUACGGAGAACCACACCGAGAAAAGAUUUCAUUAGUUUGACCUGUAAAUGAUAUCCGAGCCUUACGCAGCGCAGCUACCUUGAUGCCGACGCUGGAGACGGUCUUUUCUGUGUUUGCUUAGCUUGCUGUUAGUGCCCGCCCGCAGCGCCUCCCUGGCGAUGAGUACGGACCUGCUGUCGGACCUGGACAGCCGCUUCUUCGCUGAUAACCUCCUCACGAGCGAGGACUGGGAUGCCUGCCUGUUCCAGUGUGAGAGCAUGGAGGAGGGCGAGGACGGAGACUUCAGCCGAGGCUUGAAAUAUGACACAUCGUUUGACAAUGACCUCGUGCUCACCCUCGACCCUGACAACCCCACAUCACCGUGGCAACACCUUGACGACAACCUUCUCACAGGAGAGGCUCCUGUGUUAAAAAAUGAAAUGACAAUAACGCAGCCAUUACCGGUGGAGAUGCUGUUUCAGGUGAAAGCAGAGCCUCCCUCUCCCGCGUCCUCGCUUGAGUCUGAGUGCUCGGUAUCUUCACCUGAUCCACAGAUCACCGUUAAAGGCGAAAAUCCUCCGACGCCUCCGUACAUGUACGGAGACGUGCUGUCGCCUCCGCUGGGAUCCAUGGAGGUUACUGUAGCAACAACAGUACCCCCACCACAGACCCAGAUUCCUGCAGUGACACAGACGCAGCUCCAGACGCCGCUGACAGCACCGAUCCCAGCGGUCAUCAGUGGGCUACAGACGCAGGCUGCAGUCUUGCCGAGCUCAGCCACAUUAAAGGCCAACACCAUUCUGAGCACCAAACCUCCCAUCCAGCCCAGACCCGUGUGUGUUGCCACACUCCCGGUCCCCCAGGCCACCACACCAGCCAAGACCCUCAUACUGCAGGGCGUCCCCUCCAUGGAGCAGACCAGACCUGUCGUCCUCUCUCCGUCCGUCUGUCUCGGCUCGACGCCGGCCAUCGUCAAAAUGGAGCCCGUCUCUCCCAGCAUCCCCCAGCACUGCUCCAGCCCCACGGCCCCACCCGCUAGCAAACCCAUCGUCCCGGCGACCACAGCAUUACCUGGCAACAACUCGAGCGACAUCGAUAUGAAGGUGCUGAAGCGGCAGCAGAGGAUGAUAAAGAACCGAGAGUCGGCCUGCCAGUCGAGGAAGAAGAAGAAGGAGUACUUGCAGAACCUGGAGGCUCAGCUGAGGGAGGCCCAGCAGGAGAUUGAACGGCUUCGCAAGGAGAACCAGUCGCUCAGGGAGAGGCUGGCAGGGAAGGAGGGCAGCGAGUCAGUGAGUAACAAGAGAGCCGUGUGCGUCAUGGUCAUUCUGCUCUUCAUGACCUUCAGCUUUGGACCCGUCAGCAUCACAGACAGGAAGCUGUCAACUGGUCUGCAGGAAGACACGAUGUCGUAUAUAGGACGACGGCUGCUGGAGAUCGAACAGCAACAACAGCAGGCGGCUCCAUCUACCAGCAAAGUGGUGGACAAGACCGAGACGGAGGAGGACGGAGGUGACGAGCAAUGGAAGAGAGCAGAGGAGAGAGAUGCCCCAGAGUCAUAUCAGUUCAGAAACCUGAGUGACGUGUUCAGUGAUGUGAAGGACCUGGUUCUGCAGGACAUCGACCGUUACUUCACCUCCUCGGACUGCCGCCAGUUCAACCGCUCCGAGUCUCUCAGGCUGGCAGACGAGCUGAGGGGAUGGGUCCAUCGACAUCAGAUCAAUCGGAAGAAGUCUGGAGGAAAACCGAAGAUCGCCAAGAAGGCCAAGAUCGCCCAGCACAAAGCUCAGCAGAGGAAGACAAACUUCUCCAGAUAUUUGCCAAUCCAGGCCCACCGCUCCAUAGAAAGUCAGCUGCAGGUGCUUCCUGGUCCUGAGGUCACAUACAGCGACUUCCUGGACGCCAUCGACCGCAGAGAGGACACGUUCUAUGUGGUGUCUUUCAGACGGGACCACCUGCUGCUUCCGGCCAUCACCCACAACAAAACCAGCCGGCCCAAAAUGUCCCUGGUGAUGCCGGCGAUGUCUGUGAACGAGAGUCUCUAUAACUCCUCUCAGGGCUACGAGAUGAUGAUGCAGGUCGACUGCGAGGUCAUGGACACUCGAAUCGUCCCCAUAAAGUCAUCCGCUGUCCCCCCCUCCCUCCGAGACCCGCCCCCGCCUCCCCCCUCCUCCCCCCACAGCUCCAAUCAUCACCCUAGCAACCACACGUCACUCCGAGGACGCCAACACCACCAGCACCCCUCCUCCUCCUCCUCUUCUCAGAGGCAGCCUUUACCUGCCCGUCGACGGACAGCUGAAUAUUUAAUCAGCCAAUCAGAAGGAGUCUGAAGGUUGAAGGUUGGAGAAAGACCAAGUGUAAUCUCAUCAUCCCUUCAUCAGGUAACGGUUCCUCCUCCAGCAAACAGGAAGCUCCUCUCCGGAGUCGAGCUUCCUGACGUUUCCCAAGAGGUGAAAAUUCACGAAAGCCUCCCUGAAAAAUUCAGCUACUCGAGCUCCGAAUUUCCUAAUUAAUACAAACGUGUUUGUAAAAAUGAGUGACAGCGCGGCGCACUGACAAUCAUGCUGGUUUCAUCGUUUUACAGUGAGAAUGCAGCGUGGAGAGGAAGCUGCUCAGUGAACCUCCGGCUUUCCCACACAAACGUCUCAUCCGUCAGGUUCUUUUUUUACCGUGAAUAUCUGAGCCGCUGCAGCCGCGGCAGGACCAAUGCAGGCUUUCAGUCCCGCCCUCUGUGGAGUUGUUAUAUUUGUGUUGUGUGACUGACGGAGGGGGCAGAGGCUCACUGCACAGAUUAAACUCUGGCUUAUGUAUCUCACAAUUCAGUCAUAAAAAUAGUUUAUAGAGGAAAAAGUUGAGCUGCGACUUUCUUUAAUUUGGGAGCGUUCUUGUAAUUUGAGCUACUUUUUGAGCAGCUUCAUUUUAGAGGGCUUCACUUCUUCAAACAGGAAGUCAGGUUGGUGUCAGAUCUGAAUUUAGAUUUGGUGUCGUCUACACUUAAAAUUAUCUGAAAGAUCCACAUACACAUAAAAAAUGGACUUUAAAUAGAAAAUUAAGAUGUUUAAUUGUUUUUCCUGUGGUAGCUGCAGUGUGUCUUAGCUGCUGCAUGAAGUGGGAACAGAUUAGAUGACGUGAGUGCAGAGACUGCACUGAGGGAAACGUAGUGUCUACAAACCGAAAUGUCACCAACAAAAAGGCAAAAAAAUCAUUGAAAAUGAAACAAAAGCAGCUUGUUUGGUACUUUUUUUUUUUUUGGAUUGAUUUUUGUGGUGCAGCGAUUAAAUGUGUUCCUGAAACUCUCAGAGAUCCUGCUUCAUGCAUCAGCAUCUUUUUUUGAUGGGGAUUAUUUAAUAGUUGUAAAUAUGAGUGUAGAUAUUUUGGUUUGUAUUUCACCUUUUUACUUUUUAGUUUGUUUUUCACAACAAAAAGAAAAAAAUUAGAAAAAGAACUAAAUUUUUCUCUGAAUUUUAUAUCUGUUGGACCAUCCGGUGUGACAUGCUCUGUGCUUGUAGUCUGAACUCAGAAUUAUCUCCUGAUCAAAUAUAUUUAUGGAGAUGUAUAUACAUAUUUUCUUUAUUAAUGUAAAGAAUUGACUUCAUACAGUCUGUUUCAUACAGUCUCUGCUCAUUUCCAGCUCCAUGUUUCAGUUCUUGGACUCUAACAGAGCACUUUGCAUGAUCCACAGUUCAAAAUAAUCCUCCUUUAUCUAAACCCGGCUGCACCCGCAGUUCAUCCUCUGCUGGAAACAAGCUGCUUUGGCUCCUCCCACUUUAAGCUUUCUUUUGAUUGGGUGGUUCUUGCAGACAGUCUGAACAGCAGGUGUGUGGGACUUCUGUGCCUGAGUUGGCAAUAUUAAUAUUAAGGACCCCCCCCAAUGCGGUGCCACAAUAAGAAGAAAAAAAAAAGUCAGUGUCGGAGCUGCUCUGACACUCAGACUUUCAGAACUGGAACAGGAGAUGGUAGGAACUGAGAGAAAGCAGAAAAGGCCACUUUAAAGGAACCCAGCUGCUGAAAGCUGCCCGAGUUGGACAGAAUAAGUCGGCCUCGCUGCAGCGUUGACUCAUUUUUAUGAGUUUGUACAAAAUAUCUUUAAUUUAAAUCCAAGAAUCCAGAAUCCAAACCUUACCUGUGGGUCAGUUGGCUCAGCAUUAUAGGAAAUGCUGAACCAACGUGUGUGCUUGUUUUUGUUUGUUUGUUUGACAUACAGCUUCAGAUAUGAGUUUGUUUUUUUUUUUUGGUCUCCAUCUUCAGUGUGAUAAAUUCUGCCUUCAUCAUUUCUUGCAGUGACAGCUUGCCUGUGAAAAGAGCCCCUGCAGUGAUCCUGUGUUAAUGUCGCCAUUUUUUUAUACUGAUGUUACUUUUGAUGUAAACAAAUGCAGUGAAUAUGUUAAAUGUAUGUUUUUGUCUCUUUUAAUAAUGGUUUGGAUUUUAAAAUGCAGCAGGUGGUGCAACAAAAGCAAUAUUUGUCAGCUGGUCCGUGGUUCUUAAGAUUCAGAUUGAUGGUAGUGGCAGAAAAUCCCCUGAGGAGGAGACGCUGCACUUCCUGUUCACAUUCUGGUUUCUAAAACCUGAAGAUAAAAAGCACUGAAAGCUGUCUCCGAGUCUUUGCUUGGAGUUCUGCUCAGAUCGUCCGAUUAUUCGUUUCUCAGUGGGUCAUAAAGGAAAAAGUUUAGUUUAAACCUAAAAAGUUUUUAUAAUAAUAAAAAAACAACCUUUAAUGAAGGUUUAUCACUUUAGCAGAAAAAUUAGGUUUAUGGGAAAGUUUUAUCAAAUUUUCCCAACUUCAAAAUAAGUCCUCGGCUCAGUACAAUGUGAAACUUCUCUUCACACUGAGCACAUUUUCAUUUCAUUUUGAAAUACCAAUUUUUUUUAUUUAUUUUUUUUAUUUGCAUUUUUAACAAGAAAAAAUAUAAAACUUCUUUUUAUUUAUUUAUUUUUUUUUAUUUUUGGUUCUGGCUACAUUAUGCUUUUUAAAACCCAAAGAUAUUGGGGAAAUAUUCACUGAGACCUGGUCAAAAUAUUUCUGUUCAUCAAUGAACUGAAGUUUAUUGUUUAUCUUUAAUAAAUGAUAAACUUUCUGUGUUUGUUUAAGCUUGUUUAAAUUUUGAAUGUGGGUUCUAACUAAGUUUUGCUAAUGCUAAUUGGAACAUUAAGUUUAAAGUUCAGACUUUAAGAACCACCGUCCUGCCUUGAAGCCCACUCUGUCUGUGCCGACUGAAGGUGUAAAUAUGAAAAUAUAUGUUGUGUGUCCUUUUUUAUUUAAAUUGAAUAAAAUCCUAAAUGUGUAAA